UUAGGGGUUUGACAGAUUAAUAAUCGUCUUGUUUACAUUUUUUACUUAAAAGCGAUUUGCUCAAUAAAUUCUCUUGAAUUCCACGCUUUAACUGCUAGAAUGGCUUCCUCAUUAGAAAACCUCGAGGCCCAGCUUGAAAUGUUCAUAGAAAACGUGCGACAGAUCCACAUAAUAGUCAGCGACUUUCAGCCCCAGAGUCAGAACGUUUUGAACCAGAAAUUACAAGCCAUGGUACAUGGCUUACAGGAAGUGGACAAGCUAAAAUCUCAAGUACAAGACAUCCAUGUGCCCCUGGAGGUAUUCGAGUACAUCGACCAGGGAAGAAAUCCUCAACUGUACACAAAAGACUGCAUAGAAAAGGCCCUGGCCAAAAACGAGCAAGUUAAAGGAAAGAUCGAUGCUUAUCGCAAGUUUAAGGCCAAUAUGUUGGUGGAGCUUAGUCGCACAUUUCCUACUGAGUUGAGCAAAUAUAGGGCUUUGAGGAGUGACGAAUAGGAUUAACUUUAUUUGGUAUUUCAUUAGUUAUAGGCACUGUAAUGUUGUUUUUUAUGUAAGAAUAUAGAUAUUUUAAUGUA
Molecule: messenger RNA, 575 nt
Organism: Anthonomus grandis grandis
Lineage: Eukaryota; Metazoa; Arthropoda; Insecta; Coleoptera; Curculionidae
Gene: MED10
Product: mediator of RNA polymerase II transcription subunit 10
Exons: 3
Coding region: 100-495 (131 amino acids)
Biological process (GO): positive regulation of transcription by RNA polymerase II
Cellular component (GO): mediator complex; chromatin
Molecular function (GO): transcription coregulator activity
Source: RefSeq, a predicted model, not a curated record